Molecule: messenger RNA, 2010 nt
Organism: Alosa sapidissima (American shad)
Lineage: Eukaryota; Metazoa; Chordata; Actinopteri; Clupeiformes; Clupeidae
Exons: 3
Coding region: 940-2010 (356 amino acids)
Biological process (GO): DNA integration
Molecular function (GO): nucleic acid binding
Source: RefSeq, a predicted model, not a curated record
GUAUCAUUCUUGAUUGGCAAGUCAAGAGUAGCUCCAUUAAAACGACAGACCAUCCCAAGGUUGGAGUUAGCAGCUGCAGCUUUGUCAGUUAAAGUGGAUAACAUGUUAAAAAAAGAAUUGCCGCCACCUACAGAUAGGUCAGUGUUUUGGUCUGACAGCACAUCUGUCUUAAAGUAUAUCUCAAAUGACCACACUCGUUUUCAUACCUAUGUGGCGAAUAGGACAUCUAGGAUUAGGGAGGCUACACAAGUCAGUCAGUGGAGGUAUAUUGACACAAAGAGAAACCCCGCAGACGACUGCUCUAGAGGUGUGAGCGCAGAGAGGUUCAUGAGGAACCCAAGGUGGAUCUCUGGACCAGAGUUCCUUUGGUCAUCAGAAGAGGACUGGCCGAAUGAAUCUGUGGACAAUGUUGAACUUUGUGAAGAUGAUCCAGAGGUGAGGAAAUCUGCAACAGUGAAUGCAAUUAUGCAGACAUGUGAGGAAAGGCCCACAGACAAAUUGAUCAAUCACUUUUCAGAUUGGCUGAAGUUGAGAGUAGCUGUUGCAUGGAUCCUUAAAGUGAAAGAAGCAUUAAAACACCUCGUGCAGAAAGGAAAUGACUCAAAGAAAGAUUGUAAGCGGACUCUAAGGGUAACCAGAAUGACAAAAGGGUAUGUCAAAGACAACAUAAAAGAAGCAAUAACGGUGAAUGAUCUGAUAAUGGCAGAAAAGGCUAUUCUAUCGUAUGUACAGAAACAAAGUUUCCCUGAUGAAAUCAACAUGCUGCAAGAGGGCGCUUCCAAUGUGAAGAAAGCAGCAGCAUAUACAGAUUGGAUCCAGUGCUGGACAAUGGAAUCCUCAGAGUGGGCGGUCGCCUCAGAAGAACGGCAAUGCCUGAGGAAAGAAAACAUCCUGCCAUUUUGGCCAAAAACCACCACGUGUCCACUCUGAUCUUACGCCAUGUCCAUGCUCAAACUGGACAUGGAGGAAGGAACCACAUGUUAUCCCAGAAAGAACAGAGGAAAACCUGGUGAACAAAAGAUGGCUGAUCUGCCAAGGGAAAGGCUAGUCAUGGACUUAGCACCAUUCUCCAACAUUGGUCUGGACUAUUUUGGCCCUUUAGAGGUGAGAAGGGGAAGGAGCACAGUAAAAAGGUAUGGUGUCAUCUUUACCUGCAUGACAAGUCGAGCAAUACAUCUGGAGGUUGCCUACUCUUUAUAUACACACUCGUGCAUCAAUGCCAUCAGGAGGUUUCUAUGCCGAAGAGGCCAGGCACAACACAUAAGAUCCGAUCAUGGCACUAACCUUGUCGGUGCAGAAAGGGAACUAAGAGAAGCACUCAGAACAUUAGACCAAAGAAAGAUCCACCAAGCUCUGAUGAAGGAGGGAGUUCACUGGAGCUUCAACCCCCCCACUGCUUCUCACCAUGGUGGGUUCUGGGAACGCCUCAUCAGAAUGGUAAGGCAUAUCUUAUGUUCAGUCUGCAAACAACAAACACUAGAUGAUGAAGGCCUAAGCACUGUUUUCUGUGAAGUUGAGGCGAUUCUUAACAGCCGGCCUAUUACAAAAGUUUCUGAUGACCCACACGAUUUGGAAGCCCUGACUCCUAAUCACAUUUUGUUGCUCAGGACUAACCCACUUCUGCCCCCUGGAGUGUUUUCAAGGUCUGACCUUUACCACAGGAGACGCUGGAGACAGGUCCAGUAUAUAGCAGAGCUCUUCUGGAAGAGAUGGCUGCUGGAAUACCUACCUCUUCUUCAAGAAAGGCAAAAGUGGUCAAGAGUCAAAAGAAACUUCAUCACUGGAGACAUUGUCCUAAUCGCAGACAACUCAGCCCCUCGCAAUUCAUGGCUACUUGGAAGAAUUUUGGAGGCCAAACCUGACACCAGAGGCCAUGUCAGAGUUGUGAAGCUGCAAACGAAGAGCAGUGUGCUGGAGAGGCCAGUAUCUAAAGUCUGCUUGCUGCUGGAGGGUGAUUUCUGUGAUGGGAUCCUGGAGGAGGUUGCUGAAGGUGGAGCCCCAGGGGGAUGA